AACUCAUGAGACCACCUCUGCAUUCCUUCAUUCUCUGGCCUUGUUGUAGUACUCUACCGUGGUGGUGGCUGAAAAGGACCUUGGUGGGGUGGUGGGUAUGGAUGGCUUGGUGGGUGCCUCUUCUCCCUGUGGUGGUGUCUUCUCUUCUCCCCCAGCUUACUCAGACCAUGAAACCAAAAGGAAAAAUGGGUUCUUUAGGUCUGGUCUCCUGAAACAGGGGAGGCCUUGUGGACCUGAGGAGCAUGAUUGGAGAUACCUCAAGGUGGCCAGGACCGAGGCCCCCUCACUGUCCCCUGAUGGAGAGCAAAUGCUCAGCUUCUCCUCAUCCAAGCCGGAUGCUUUUUUAUUCAGAAGUGAACCACACACAUCAACCCCUUCGGCAUCCUCUUAUGUUGGGAAUGCAGGCUUGAUUUCUGGAAGUUUAGAUGGGAGCAUGCAUGGGGUUUUGGCAGGGGUUAGGGGGCCCUUCACUCCCUCUCAGUGGAUGGAGCUGGAGCAGCAGGCGUUGAUCUACAAAUAUAUGAAUGCAAAUGCUCCUAUACCAGCCAGUCUUCUCAUCUCAAUCAGAAGAAGUCUUAGCUCAUCUAGGUUCACUUCCUUCUCAGCUGGAUCUCUUGGACCGAAUACAUUUGGAUGGGGAUCUCUCCAUCUAGGUUUCUCUGGGAAUGCCGACCCGGAGCCUGGAAGAUGCCGCAGAACUGAUGGCAAGAAAUGGCGGUGCUCAAGAGAUGCAGUUGCUGAUCAAAAGUACUGUGAACGACACAUGAAUCGGGGCCGCCAUCGUUCAAGAAAGCCUGUGGAAGGCCAAAAUGGCCAUGCCGCAAAGACGAUGCCCGUCAUCGCCGCAACACCAACAGCUCCAGCUGUUUCUGGUAGUGGAUCAUCUAAUUGCUUCACUGUGGCUCAGCAGCAGAUAAAUAAUGUGAAGCCUAGCAUCACCCAUUCUUCCUUCACACAGUUUGACAGGGUGUUAGUGAACAAAGAAUUGGAUAACUCACAUGACCUCUCCAUGCUAUAUUCGGUGAACUCAGAGCCCAGAGAGACCUCAUUCCCCAUUCCAAAACAGCAUAACCCUUUCGAGGAAUCACCUUCACGAGCAAACUAUGGACUCAUCUCCUCUGAUUCACCAUUUAAAUCCACAACUAACUGCUACUUAGGGAAUGAUAACUUUGUGUCUUGUACAGAGUUCAGUGAUCAAGAUCCACCAACCGAUCCCCUUGGACAGUUCAUCAAGGAAUGGCACAGAAAAUGCUCCAACAGCUCAACCAUCACCUGGCCUGAAAGAGAAAUGAAUUCCGACAAAACUCAGUUCUCUGUCUCAAUCCCUGUGGCUUCUUCAGACUUCUCAUCAUCCUCUUCUCCAACACAUGAAAAACAUACUCCUUCACCACUCAAGUUGUCUCUGGAUUCCGGUCCUGAUAAUAUGAAUCUAGGUGUAGGAGGCCUCCCAAAUGAUGGGAACCAACAGCAGGCAAGUUGGCUACCGACCUCUUGGGAGUCUUCGAUGGGUGGUCCCUUAGGAGAGGUCUUAGCCAACACAUGCAUCACUUUGAUGGACCAUAGUAAGAACUGUUCAUCUUUAAACCUCAUGACAAAUGGUGGGGACUUGAGUCCUCAGUUAAGGUCAUCCCGAGCUGGCGUCCUACAUAAAACUAACUUCGGUUCACUGUCUGGUAGCACUAGAAGUAGUCCAAUUGUUGAGAAGCAUAAUGUCCAGGACAGCAUCGAUAGCCUGCAUGAGGACCUCAUUGGCUCUAACCUUGUAAAUCCCUCGACCAUCACCUCAUCAACUUUUAAGUGAAGCAGCAAUAAGAACAGCCACACAUGAAGAAGUUUGAGAGGUUCUCCAAGAUUGUGUUAUUGUAUGACUAGUAGUAUGUCAUUUUCGUUCUUGAUUUGUUUUUCUAUCAUAUACCAUGCUGAUUUGUGGAGCAUCGAGUGAACUGUCGUUUUGGUGUGUUUUGGCUUGGUUUCGAUCUGUGGCUAUCUAUUAAUUGUUUUAUUUCUUUUGAUAUGCUAAAAGCCUGGGGCAUGGGCAGUAUAUACUGU
Elaeis guineensis (African oil palm) is the source of this 2049-nucleotide messenger RNA. RefSeq names its product growth-regulating factor 7. Gene Ontology annotation, biological process: developmental process; regulation of DNA-templated transcription; DNA-templated transcription. Gene Ontology annotation, molecular function: ATP binding. NCBI's taxonomy places the organism in Eukaryota, Viridiplantae, Streptophyta, Magnoliopsida, Arecales, Arecaceae. Gene Ontology annotation, cellular component: nucleus. The record is from RefSeq and is a predicted model, not a curated record.